This is a messenger RNA of Menidia menidia (Atlantic silverside), 1281 nucleotides long. Lineage: Eukaryota; Metazoa; Chordata; Actinopteri; Atheriniformes; Atherinopsidae. The record is from the annotation of a GenBank genome assembly.
CUGUUUUGUGGAUUUUUCCCAGCCAGGUCUUUAGACAAACUGUACAACUUUGCCGACUGUGCUGGUCUGCACCUGAUUCUGGGGCUCAACGCGCUGCACAGAAACCCAGACAACUCCUGGAACACCUCAUCCACACUGAGCCUUCUGAAGUACAGCGCUGGCAAGAAGUACAACAUCUCCUGGGAGCUGGGCAACGGUCAGUACCGCAGCAUACGCAUGCUGCCGUCUACUCUGCUCUUCAAGAUCUACAAGGCCACCCUGUGUGCUUGGACCAUUCCGCUGACACCGAAGCCUAAUGCCUACCGCAGUAUGGUGGGCCGUGCCGUCAACAGCACUCAACUGGCUCAGGACUACACCAGAUUGCGGACCCUUCUGCAUUCAGUGCGCUACUACCACCGAGCUCACCUCUUUGGCCCCAACGCAGGACGACCCCGGAAGAAUGCCAUGCUGCUGCUGGAUGGGUUCAUGAAGAACGCUGGCUCCGUUGUAGAUGCUGUUACGUGGCAACAUUAUUACAUGGACGGCCGAGUGAACAAAGCAGAGGACUUCCUAAAAACGCGUCUUUUGGAUACCCUGACAGAGCAAAUUACCAAAGUCACCAAGGUUGUUAACACACAUACUCCUGGUAAGAAGGUGUGGCUGGGUGGACUAGCGCCAGCAUGGACCGGGGGCAUCAGUAAUCUCUCUGACACAUAUGCUGCCGGCUUUCUAUGGAUGAACACGCUGGGUGUGGCUGCCGUCCAGGGCAUGGAUGUUAUUUUACGUCACUCAUUCUUUGACUACGGAUAUACACACCUUGUGGACCAGCAUUUUAACCCUUUACCUGAUUACUGGUUCUCUCUGAUCUUCAAGCGUCUGGUCGGUCCGAGGGUUUUAGCUGUGCGGGUGGCUGGACUGCAGAGGAAGCCGCAACCAGGGAGAGUCAUACGAGACAAGCUACGCAUCUACGCCCACUGCACCAGCUACAACAAUCACAACUAUGUGAGAGGAUCCAUAACAAUCUACAUCAUCAACCUGCAUCGCUCGAGAAAGAAAAUCAAGUUGGCCGGGACGUUACGGAACAAAACUGUCCAUCAGUUCCUGCUGCAACCUUAUGGCCCAGAUGGACUCAGAGCCAAACACGUCCAGCUAAACGGAGAGAAGCUCAUCAUGCGGGACAAUGAGACGUUCCCUGAGUUGAAGCCCAAGACUUUGAGGGCUGGACGGACAAUAGCUAUGCCUCCAAUGACCAUAGGUUUUUAUGUCAUUAAAAACAUUAACGCAUAUGCCUGUCGAAGAUAA